AUGUUCAUCGCUUAUCUAAGGGUACCUAGGUUGAUUAGUAGGAGAGUUUUCUCUACUAGUCACCUCUGCCGAGUAAAACCGCAGUAUGAUGAUGCUGAAAUAUUGGCUGAACAAGUGAACCAUAGUGUAUACAAAGCCAAACGUACUAGAAUGGACUACAAUUGGAAUGCAAAGUCUCAAGCAGAGGUAGAAAAAGAACAUGAAGAUCGCAUCGAGAAAAUGCAAAAGCUUUCUGCUAUUUUUCAGGGUAUGCUGUUCCUUUUCGGUAUCGGUACAGUCGGUACCUUAUACUUACAAUGGCCUCAAGUUAAAGGGUGGUGGCUGGCUAAAGAUAUUAGGGUUGAUGAUGAUACUAUUGAAAGGCUAAUAAGAUUUAAAAGGAAGAAAGCUAUUCUAGCUAUCCCAUCUUUACCAAUAGAUCAACCCACAUCUGAUGUUCCUGGGCUUUAUUAUUGGGGGUCUAGAUUAGGAGACGGUAAUAGUAACUUUCCUGUACGUGUUCCUUGGUUUGACAACAAACAUUUAAGAAGUAUUGCUUUAGCGGAAAGUGGAUUGAACUUAGCCAUCGAUGAGAAAGGUGAUCUCUAUCGGUGGGAUACAAAUAGUUGUGAAUUAUAUCUUCCAGAUCAAAAUCUCCUAGAAGUUCAUAUAUCUAAUGGUGCUGCUUAUGCGCUAAAUAAGCAGGGGGAAAUUCUUAUCGUUCCUUUAUCUGAUGAAAAACUACUCAAAAGACACAUCUCGUGGCAUAGAUCUUUUGUGAAACCUUGGCGUAAGUACUGCUUUUACGACUGGAAACUAGAUACUGCCUCUGUUUUCAAAUCCAGAACCGAAUCAAGAAUUGAACAGUUUUCAGUUGGUAUUGAGCAUCUAAUCUUUCUUUCAAAUGGCGGUAAAGCAUAUGCAUGUGCUACAGGGAUUAAAACAAAAAAGUCUGGUGUUUCAAAGGGCCAAUUUGGUGUUCCAGAACUCUCUAGGUUUGACACCUUUCCAGAGUGUAAUAAGGCAUUUGAAAUAGAGCUUCUAAAUUCUACGGUAACUGAUGAUGGCAAAUUGUGUUCAAGAACCAUAGAACAGAUAGCAUGCGGUAGUUAUCACACUUUAGCUCGCGAUUCAGAUGGCCACAUAUAUUCAUUUGGUAUCAAUACACAUGGCCAGCUAGGUCUACCAAUAUCCUAUGAUUCAGAAUAUGUCCCAUUCCCUAAAAUGGUUGGAAACUUCAGAGCUCAUUUUCCACAAAAUCAAUUUAAAUGCGUAGACAUACACUGCUGUGGCGAUACGUCCUUUGUAGGCAUUGUACCACAGACAGUAGCAGAUAAUUAUGUUCAGAACCAAAAUGGUAACAUAGGUCCCGGCUAUGAAAAUGCUACUUACUUUUCUUUUGGAAAUGGUAUUCAAGGUCAGUUGGGCAACGGCCAUUUUAAGCACUCACUUCAUGAACCUACGAAAAUGAAAGUGAUUAAUGAUACCAAUGGUGAUCAAGCACAGCAAUCUAAGGGCUCACAUGUCACUGAAUGGUAUUGUGGUGAGAGACAUAUUAUGUGCAAAUUAGAAAAUGGUGAACUACUAGCCUGGGGCUGUAAUGAAAACGGCCAGCUAGGAAAUGGAAAAAGAGUAAGGUGGGCACGGCCAGGAAACAUUCCCAAGUUACUCGAACCACGUGUUGAUUACACGGAAGAGCCUAGUAAAACCUUGUUCAACCCGGAAAAUAAACUGAUAUUAUCGAAAAACCAACAAAUAGCACUUGGCCCGAACUCUUCAUGUUUAUAUUGGAAAAUUGACAAAUGA
Messenger RNA from Eremothecium cymbalariae DBVPG#7215, 1785 nucleotides. RefSeq names its product Fmp25p (gene FMP25). Lineage: Eukaryota; Fungi; Ascomycota; Saccharomycetes; Saccharomycetales; Saccharomycetaceae. The record is from RefSeq and is a predicted model, not a curated record. The transcript has a single exon. The coding region runs from base 1 to 1785 and encodes 594 amino acids. Gene Ontology annotation, biological process: mitochondrial respiratory chain complex III assembly. Gene Ontology annotation, cellular component: mitochondrial inner membrane.